UUGACUGCGGGCCUGGGACGGGCAGAACCAAUUAGCCUACAUCUUGUCUCUGCUAGUGGGUCGACAGAUUUACAUUGCCAGGCGACGGAGAGGUGUUUUUCCUCCCUCCCCUGCACACUGCGUCUCGCUCGCGCGGUGGAGCCGGGAAUGCAGACGGUCGCGGGCGCCUCAUCCGCACUUAGCUCGUGAAUGGACAGCGUUUACAGCCAGGAGGACUGCUGCGACCUCUCCAUCCUAACAGCGAGACUUCGUCAUUUUGUGAUUUAGGACAGUGGACACCGGAACCGUUACCUCAGGGAGUGGAAGGCGCGCGGCUGGUGGAAGAUGGAGGCGUUCUUUGCUGAGGGUACGCGUGUGUGGGUGCGUCAGGCGGCGGAGGAGGGCAAGAAGGAGCAGCUGGUGCCCUCCAUAGUCAACUCCUGUGGAGACACACUGGUACUCACCACCGACUAUGGAGAGGUGUUGUACCUGCCCCAGGCGGAGGUGACUCGUGAGCGUGUGUACCCCAUGCACCAGAGCAGCAUAGACGGGGUGGAGGACAUGAGCUGUCUGGCCGAGCUCCACGAGGCGGCCAUCAUGCUCAACCUGCACCAGAGAUACCAGAAGGACAAAAUAUAUACCAACAUUGGCUCCAUCUUGGCGGCUGUGAACCCCUACAAGGCGAUAUCGGGGCUCUACGACCUCUCGUCUGUGGAGCUAUAUAGCCAACACCAUCUGGGCGAGCUCCCGCCCCACAUCUUCGCCAUAGCCAAUGAGUGUUACCGAUGCCUCUGGAAAAGACACGACAGCCAAUGUGUGCUUAUUAGUGGUGAGAGUGGUGCAGGUAAGACGGAGAGUACGAAGCUCCUGCUGCAGUUCCUGUCGGAGAUGAGCCAGAACUCAGCCGGGACCCCGCCGUCAGAAAGGAGUGCACGCGUGGAGCAGGCCAUAGUACAGAGCAGCCCCAUCAUGGAGGCGUUUGGCAAUGCUAAGACGGUCUACAACAACAACUCCAGUCGCUUUGGCAAGUUCAUCCAGCUGCACUUCUCUCAGAGCGGGAACAUCCAGGGAGGAUGCAUCGUCGACUAUCUGCUUGAAAAGAACCGAGUGGUGAGGCAAAACCCUGGGGAGAGGAACUACCACAUAUUCUAUGCACUUCUAGCUGGCGCCAACAAAGCUCAAAAAGAGACCUACUUCUUGGAGGAGUCCCCUGAGUCCUUCCACUACCUCUGCACCUCCGGCUGUGUGAAGGACCGGAGCCUGGAUGACAAGCAGCUAUUCGACAGUGUCAUGGAGGCGUUGAAGGUGCUGGAGUUUACGGAGGAGGAGAUAAGGGACAUGUUCAAGCUGCUGUCUGGGGUGCUGCAGCUCGGCAAUGUGGAGUUCAUGACUGCAGGGGGCGCCCAAAUCACCACCAAACAAGUGUUGACCAAUGUGAGUGAGCUACUGGGUCUGGACUGCUUCCAGCUGUCGGAGGUUCUAACCCAAAGAUCUAUGAUACUACGAGGAGAGGAGAUAUGCUCACCACUCACCGUAGAACAGGCCAUCGACUCUCGAGAUUCUGUUGCCAUGGCGCUGUACUCCCAGUGCUUCUCCUGGAUCAUCCUGAAGAUCAACCAGAAGAUCAAAGGCAAAGACAACUUCAAAUCCAUCGGCAUCCUCGACAUCUUUGGCUUCGAGAACUUCGAGGUCAACCGAUUUGAGCAGUUCAAUAUCAACUAUGCCAAUGAGAAACUGCAAGAGUACUUCAACAAGCAUAUAUUCUCUCUUGAGCAGCUGGAGUAUAACAGGGAAGGCAUUCAGUGGGAGGCUAUAGACUGGAUGGAUAACGCUGAGUGCCUGGACCUGAUCGAGAAGAAACUGGGCAUGUUGGCGUUGGUUAAUGAAGAGAGUCGUUUCCCUAAGGGCACCGACUUCACCCUGCUGGAGAAACUACACAGCAGACACUCUACUAACCCCUACUAUGUGAAGCCCAGAGUUGCAGACCAUCAGUUCGGCAUCAAGCACUACGCAGGAGAGGUUCUGUACGACGUGAGGGGAGUCCUGGAAAAAAACAGAGACACUUUCAGAGACGACAUCCUCAACAUGCUCAAAGACAGCAAGCUGGAUUUCAUCUAUGACCUGUUUGAGCUGGUUGCCAGUAGGAACAGUGAGGAGACUCUGAAGAUGGGCACAGCCCGACGCAAGCCCACCGUCAGCUCCCAGUUCAGGGACUCUCUGCACUCGCUGAUGGCCACUCUGAGCGUGUCCAACCCCUUCUUCAUCCGCUGCAUCAAGCCCAACAUGGAGAAGAACCCGAACAUUUUUGACCCAGAAGUGGUUCUGAACCAGCUGAGGUACUCUGGGAUGCUGGAGACUGUUAAGAUCCGCCGAGCUGGCUUCCCCGUCAGACGCACCUUUAAAGACUUCUACACCAGGUAUAAGAUCAUCCUGAAGGACAAGGCAGCGUUAUCAGCGGUGGGAGACGAGAGGAAGAGGAGCACUGACCUGCUGACCAAAUAUGACAAGACCAAGAAGGAGUGGCAGCUAGGCAAGACCAAGGUGUUUAUGAAAGAGUCCCUGGAGCAGCGUCUGGAGAAGGAGAGAGAGGAGGUGCGCAGUAAAGCUGGCCUCAUCAUCAGGGCAUACCUCCUCAGAUACACCGCCAGGAAGUUCUAUCGUAAGGCUCGUGCGAGCAUCAUCACCCUCCAGAAGAACUUAAGGGCGUGCCUGGGCAGGAGGCGGUUUCUACGGCAACGGAAGGCCACCCUGGUCCUGCAGAGGCACCAGCGAGGACGCCUGGCCAGAGCACGCUGCCGCAAGCUACGCGAGGAGAAGAGGAAGAGAGAGGAGGAGGAGAGAAAGAAGAAGGAGGAGGAAGAGGGGAAGAAGCCGGAAGGGGAGGGGCAAACAAAGGAAGGGGCCGAGAAAGAGCAGGAAGAAGGAAGUGAUACGGAGUCCGAGCGUCCCCUCUCCCUGGAGGAGACGCAGCGUCAGAUGGAAGAGAUCCUUCGUCUGGAGCGCGAGAUCGAGCGUCUGCAGCGUCAGCGGGAGGACGGCGUGUCACAGCUGUGUGAGAGCAGCAGGCAGGAGCUGCGUCUUCGCCGGGACGCCGAGCUGCUGAGGGCCAAGAAGGAGGUGUCGCGCAAGGACCUGCGCAGCUACCGCAGCACCAACGGGGCCGAACUGGUGGUGCCGCUCACAGACCCAGGCACACAGCCCCGGCCCACCUCAUCUCCAUCCCCCAUGCCCACGACGACGCCAGCCCAGCAGGCCCCGGCCAAGGCUCGGCCCGCCAGCAGCAGCGGCACCACGGCCAAGAAGACCUCGGAGGAGGAAGUGGACGAGGGCUUCCACGCCGACGAGGACCCCUGCAUCCCCCUGCCCGAGAUCCCGCCGCCGUCCAGCGAGGGCCCCAUAGACAAGGACAUCCUGUCCAACCUGCCGCCCCCGCCGGCAGCCUUCGCCGAGGGCACCGUACCCCCACCACCCGCCGGCACCGCCGGGCCUCCCCCUCCACCUCCCCUGCCGGGAGGAGACGCGGCCGGAGCGCCGCCACCUCCCCCUCCACCACCGCCUCCUCCUCCACCCCCACCGCCCCCACCUCUCCCCGGAGAGGCCCCGGCUGCGCCUCCGAAAGAGGAGGGGAAGGAGGAGAAGAAGGAGGAGGAGGGAGACAGGAGCAGCAGGCUGACGGCAGCCGAGUCCCUGCCUGAGGGAGAGGAGGAGCCCAUAUACAGCCUCCCCGCCGACACCGAGUCAGACUACGAUGAGGACGAGAAGGAGGAGGCGCAGGGGGGCAGUGGUACGGAUGGAGGGAGCACGGUGACUGUGGAGGAGGAGGUGCGCAAGUCCACCUGCACCAACGCCUCCCUCGACUCAUAUAGGGGGAGCUCAGAUUCGUAUGCGGAGAGUGAUGAUGAGCAUGAUGGCUAUGUGGAUACGGAUGAGGAGGUGUCCUCCAAUGGCAAAGUGCACGUGCUCAACGGCAACGGACCACCAUACUUCCACAGCUACCUCUACAUGAAGGCUGGUCUGAUGAUCCCGUGGCGUCGGCGCUGGUGCGUUCUGAAGGACGAGACCUUCAUGUGGUUCCGCUCCAAGCAGGAGUCCCUGAAGAGUGGCUGGCUCUACAAGAAGGGCGGCGGCCUCUCCACGCUGUCCAGACGCAACUGGAAGAUGAGGUGGUUUGUGCUGCGCGACACCAAGCUCAUGUACUUUGACAACGACAGCGAGGAGAAGCUGAAGGGAACCAUCGACAUCCGCGGCGCCAAGGAGAUCGUGGAUAACCAUGAGAAGGAGAACGCUCUGAACAUCGUGACUGAGGAGAGGACCUACCAGGUGUUUGCAGAGUCACCAGAGGACGCCAGUGGUUGGUUUAAUGUGCUGAGUAAGGUGCACGUGGCGACUCAAGAGCAGUUAAUGGAGAUGUCUCAUGAGCAGGCCAACCCAAAGAACGCAGUGGGCACUCUGGAUGUUGGCCUCAUCGACUCCGUUUGUGCCUCUGACAACCCUGACCGGCCCAAUUCGUUUGUGAUCAUCACGGCUAAUCGUGUGAUCCACUGCAACUCUGAGAUGCCAGAGGAGAUGCACCACUGGAUCAGCCUCCUGCAGAAACCCAAAGGAGACUCCAAGAUAGACGGGCAGGAGUUCCUAGUCAGAGGCUGGCUGCACAAGGAGAUGAAGACCAAUGCCAAGAGCACGUCCCUCAAGCUGAAGAAGCGCUGGUUCGUGCUGACCAACAACUCGCUGGACUACUACAAGUCGUCCGAGCGCAGCGCCUCCAAGAUGGGCACGCUGGUCCUCAACAGCCUCUGCUCCGUGGUGCAGCCUGAGGAGAGGGUCUUCAAGGACACUGGCUACUGGAACAUCAUCAUCUUCGGCCGUAAGCACUCGUACCGUCUGUACACCAAGAUGCUGAACGAGGCUAUGCGGUGGGCGUCGGCCAUACAGGGCGUCAUCGACAACAAGGUUCCCAUAGAAACGCCCACGCAGCAGCUGAUCCGCGACAUCAAGGAAAAAACUAGGGGAAGCUCAAAAUUGCCGGGUGCGCCUUCUUUAACAUCAUGGACGCGAGGAUCGUGGACAAGGGAAAGCAGUGUGAACUCUGAGGCGGUGGAGCAAAUGUACCGGCGGAACCCCAUCCUCAGAUAUACCCAGCAUCCUUUGCACUCGCCCCUGCUGCCCCUGCCGUAUGGGGAGGUCAGCUUCAGCAUUCAAAAGGAGCCAGGUUACUCCAGUCUUCAGGACGAGGCUGUGAAGAUGUUCAACUCUCUGCAGGAGAUGGAGACAGUACCGGAUCCCGUUCCCAUCAUCCAGGGCAUACUGCAAACGUGCCAGGAUCUGCGCCCGCUGCGUGAUGAGGUCUACUGUCAGGUGAUCAAACAGACCAAUCACGUACCACAUCCCAACGGUCCAGCCAAUCGCGCGCUCUGGCACCUUCUAACAUGCAUGAGCUGCACCUUCCUGCCCAGCAGAGCCAUACUCAGAUACCUGAGGUUUCACCUGAAGAGGAUCUCCCAACGCUUCCCCGGUACAGAGAUAGAGAAGUACGCCCAGUUCAUCGCCGAGUCCCUGAAGAAGACCAAGUCGCGCGAGUACGUGCCAUCCCAGGAGGAGAUCGCCGCUCUGCUGGUGAGGCAGGAGAUGACAACCACCGUUUACUGCCACGGAGGAGGGUCAUGCAAGAUAUCCAUCAACUCACACACGACUGCUGGGGAGGUGGUUGAGAAGUUAAUCCGCGGCCUGGCUAUGGAGGACAGUAGGAACAUGUUCUCGCUGUUUGAGCAUAACAAGGUGACGGACAGGGCCAUCGAGAGCCGCAUCAUCGUGGCUGAUGUCCUUGCCAAGUUCGAGAGGUUGGCAGGAAGUGAGGACGAGGAGGAGGAGGGGCCAUGGAGGCUCUACUUCAAGCUGUACUGCUUCCUGGAUGUGGAGAGCAUGCCCAAGGAGGGGGUGGAGUUUGCAUUCAUGUUUGAACAGGCCCAUGAGAGCCUGAUCAGUGGUCACUUCCCUGCUCCAGAGGAGACUCUGCAGCACCUGGCUGCCCUGCGUCUGCAGUACCUGCACGGGGAUGUGACCCCUCGCCCCGCCUGGACCCUGAACGCCGUCUACCCUGUAGGACGCCUACGCACACGCGUCCUGCAGUCUACCAAGGGACCCGGGGCCGCAGCGGUGAGCGCUCUGAGUGGGUCAGGGCUGGGGGGUCCGGGGGAUCGGACGUCUUCGGGCUCUGUGGGAAGCACAGUGGAACGCCGCAAGAACAGCUUCCUGGAUGGAACACUGAGGAGGAGUUUCAAGACGGGCUCCCUGAAGAAGCAGCGCGUGGAGGAGGAGCAGAUGCUGGAGAUGUUUGUGAAGGAGGAGACCUCGGCCACCCGCACCUCCGUCACGGAGAAGUGGGGCCGUCUGCAGGGCCUCCCCCAGCACCAGGCCAUGCUCAAAUACAUGACCAUCGUCAAGGAGUGGCCCGGGUACGGCUCUACGCUCUUCGAUGUGGAGUGUAAGGAGGGUGGUUUCCCCCAUGACCUGUGGCUGGGUGUGAGUGCUGAGAACGUCUCUGUGUAUAAGCGUGGCGAGUGCAAGCCUCUGGAGACCUUCCAGUACGAGCACAUCGUCUUCUUCGGGGCGCCGCAGCCCAGCACCUACAAGAUCACUGUUGACGAGAGGGAGAUGUUCUUCGACACGCCACUGGUGGGUGAGAUCACCAAGAUCAUGAAGGCCUACAUCAACAUGAUCGUCAAGAAACGCUGCAGCAUCAUGUCCGUCUCCAGCUGCGGCAGUGCCUGGGCCAGGUGAGACAUCCACCAAUCAGUGUGUAAUGGCUGGGUCAGGUGAUUGACAUCCACCAAUCAGUGUGCAAUGCCUGUGUCAGGUGAUCGACAUCCACCAAUUAGUGUGCAGUGCCUGGGUCAGGUGAUCGACGUCCACCAAUCAGUGUUGCCUGGGUCAGGUGACCAACAUCCACCAAUCGCUGUACAGUGGCUGGGUCAGGUGACCAACAUCCACCAAUCACUGUGCAGUGCUUGGGUCAGGUGACCAACCACCCACCAAUCGCUGUAUAGCUUCUCAGCUCUGAGAGGGCUUGCCCUGGGAUAAAGCACCAAUCACAGGCCACAGCUUUCUUCUGCCUCAGAGGAAAUCAGGAACAAGAAUAACAACCAAAACCCUGGAGAUGUCCAUCAGCUGGCCACAGACGAGAGAGACAUUAGGAGCGUCGAGAAGCGGAAAAUUGGAGACGAUUUAUGCACACGUGAAAAUAUGUAGAUAUACACUCACAGUCAUGGGCGUGCGGUGCACACACACACACAAACACACACGCAAACACACACACACAGAUGGACAUUGACAUUAACAUUAACAUUGACACUCUUCUAAUAUGGUCCUGCUUGGUAUAUCCCGUCCCUGUUAGCUACGAAGCUAGCCCACUAAUAGCACACCUUGAAUCACUGUACUCACCGGGACCAACGUCAAAAACACAACAACAAUAAGCACAGCCAACACAGCCAGUAUUUAUUUAUUUAUUUAUUCCCUCCUUCACACACGGACUCCCUUCACUGCCAAGGUCUCCACCCAAAGACUGAAGAAAAAAACCCUACACAUGCUUGCUUAUAUACCCCACAGCUUCCCCGCGUCUGUUCCCUGCACCUACCCUUGGUCACAUCAACAUCAGUGGAGGAACAAGCCAAUCUUCAUCGACGGUGCACAUUGCUGGCCAUUAUUGUCAAAAGAGAGCUAAGUAAGUUGACUUGCUCAUGGGCCCGUGUCCAUGUUACUGUGACACCUGUCAUCAUGUCACUGCAACGCCUGACUGAUGUACCAGCACUGGAGAGACGAGAGGUCGAGAUGUCUGAUGCAGGUGUCAUGGCUGACUCACUGCAGGUUGAGGGUAUCAGCUGAGUUUAACAAUGAAGCAAGUGUUCGAGUGUUUGUCGGCCAUUUUGAAAGGCCCUAUGCUUGUGACCAAUCUGGGUCAAUGCAAGACGUAUUCAAAUAAGGGCUACUUAGUGUGUGGUGGAUAAUUGUGAGGGUUUAGAUGUGCAGGAUUAAGUGAAAUAAGAGGAUGGAGGAAGACUGAAAUGGAGGGAAUACUCAUAAAUGCAAACAAAGUGUAGAUUUCACUCUUCAUGUCUUCUCCCGACAUACCGUACUGCACAAAAAACACACAGUCCAACCUGAGAAUCGUCCUUGUUUUUGUAUUAAUUCAGAUAUCCUAUGUAUAGAUUUGAUAGCCAUCGAGAAGCCCUUACUGUACAUACGUUCCUCGAGAGGUAUGAUAAUUACUGAUGUACUGUUUAUCUGUAAGAUAAACAAACGAAAACAAACAAAAAAAGAUAUUUAAAGUGUUUAUGUGAAUGCACAUACUGUACGUAAGUACCACUGUCAGUGCCACACGAGGGAGUGCCAUCACCACCACAGUAUAAAAUAGACCGAAAAACAGAAAACAAAAGAGCACGGAUACACCGUAGUAUUGCCCAAUACCAUACAUCUGCACAGCUGGUGUGUAUGUGUAUAUGUAUGUGUGUGUGUGGAGAGACGGCUGGCCUUGGCUUUGGGCUGCUAUAAUAGCACUGAAAUGAGCUGAUUGACAGACUGGGGAGCGCUGUUGAUCACUAGUCUAAAAACUGAGCCAUAUAGGGAUGACCACGGCCUGUAUGAUUGCUGUCUGACUGCUACUAUAAUAAUAUUAUAUAAUAUAGGAUAUAUAUAUAUACGUAGGAGAACCACGUACAAUACUGAACUCAUCUAUACCAUGUGUGUUAGUACAGUUUUACACUGACGCCAAAGCUGAAUAGUGCUGUAUGUUCCUGUUUGACACAAGGUCGCAUUGAAAGAGGCGGUGGAAGGAACCAACCCUUAUACUUAUUGUAUUUAAUACAUUGAUUUUCACAAGAAUCUGCCAUCAAUUCGCCAUCAUCAGCCACCAUUCUUAUCCCUGAGGGAAGUUUUGGUGACCAAGGAGACUUGGUAUCGCUUUAAAGGUCCCAUGUCUACUUUUAGUGAUUUAAUUUCCAAAAUGUGUAGUAUGCCUAGCCCAAUGACAAGAUGCGCCUAG
Messenger RNA from Engraulis encrasicolus (European anchovy), 9013 nucleotides. It is a transcript of the gene myo10l1, whose product is annotated as myosin X, like 1. Gene Ontology annotation, biological process: axon extension; signal transduction. Gene Ontology annotation, molecular function: ATP binding; protein binding; cytoskeletal motor activity. NCBI's taxonomy places the organism in Eukaryota, Metazoa, Chordata, Actinopteri, Clupeiformes, Engraulidae. The transcript has 46 exons. The record is from RefSeq and is a predicted model, not a curated record. Bases 325 to 6756 code for a protein of 2143 amino acids. Gene Ontology annotation, cellular component: axonal growth cone; myosin complex; cytoskeleton.